UCUUUGGCGGGAAACAAGAAUCCUUGGGAGGAUAAAUUAUUCCGCAUUUGCCACGUUACUUUGCCCCUCUACAUUUCCCCUUCAUGAAUGGUCAUGAUCAUUAUUGACCCGCCAAAACCAUUUAAUCCCCCCAUCUUCCUUCAUUCAAAUCACUUUACUUUCUUGAUUCUUCAUCUCCUCCCAUUUCUUCCUCAUUCCGCAACCACCACCAUCACCCUUCCAACUCCCUCUACUCUCAACCAAACCAUGCGGCUCAAAUACGGUGUAGACAAGUACAACAUGCCUCCAGAAGGAUUCACCUUCCCUAAAUUCAUAAACAAACAAACCCAAAACAAGCACGAUAACCUAAUCAAACACAGAAACUUUCACCUAGAAUUAGGGUUCUCUCUCAACAACAACGAGCCAUUAUACGGUCUUCCAAUCAAAUUAGCAUCAACAAUCGACAAACACAACUGGAAAACUUUCGUCAACCACUCUGGUAACCCCUACGCAUCCAUAGUUCGAGAAUUCUACUCUUGCAUUCUAGAAAGAAAACAAAAUUUUGUAUUAGUAAGAGGUGUUCGUGUUUGUUUCACACCAAAAACCCUAAAUUUUCACUUUAACCUCAUCAAGGAUCUAAAAUGUAAUGAUAAUGAUGUAGUAGACGAGUAUCAAUGUUUGAAGAAUACUGUGUCUGAUGAGAAGCUUAAUUCUAUUAUGAAAACCCUAACUGUAAGAGGUACUAAUUGGAAAACAGAAAAGGGUAAAAACGUUUGGAAGAUUCCAUUUUUAGCACUUAAGGCUAUUCCUAAGGUUUGGUACCGAUUAAUUUGCACUAAGCUUUUGCCAAAUUCAAAUUUUCAAAGUGUUGAUAAGGAUAGAUUGUUGUUGCUUUAUUGUGUUGUGGAAGGGUUUAGUAUCAAUGUAGGGAAGAUUAUAUAUGAUGAGAUUAUUGCUUGUGCUUUUAAGAAAAAGAAGAAGGAAAGAUUGUUGUUUCCUUCGCUUAUUAGUGAUUUGUGUGUUAGAAAUGGGGUGCGUGUAGAGGAUGAUGAUGAGGUUGUGAUUAAUCGAGAAGCUAUAGGCUUAUGUGAUUUAGAAAGAUUUUUCGAAGAUGAAGAUAUGGAUAGUAAAAGAGAGGGAUUUGUUGGAACUGAGGAGGAACACUUUGUUGGAACUGAGGAGGAACGGUUUGUUGGAACUGAGGAGGAACGGUUUGUUGGAACUGAGAAGGAACAAUUUGUUGGAGGUGAUGAAGCUUUUGUUAGAAGUGUGAUAUUUCAGCAUAUGCAACAAACUAAGGAAUUUUGGGGCUUUUUCAAGGAGGUCUUUAAUUACGAAAGGAAAAUGUUUGAGUUGAAUUUUGAGAAGAAAGUUAUGAACCCCCCUAAGUUUCCAGAUGAAAUCCUACAACCUUUCAUGACAGAUCCUAUGCAUGAAAAGGGAAAAAAUCAAGACACGGGAGAACCAGGACUCAAUUCGUUUGUGCAGGGUGGUGAUGAUGAGGAUUCAGAGGAAAAAGAGGGUAGUGACAAAGAAAUGAGUGAUGUGGAGUAUGAUUGGAGUCCUUCUUCACCUCCACCUCCACAAUCACCUACCAAAGCCAACACUAAAACAAAAACUACUCCAAAUGUAUCUGUCAUGCGAAACAAAAAGAAGAGGUCCUCUGUGGAUAUCAAUACAAAUGAUUCCAAGCAUGAUGGAAAUGGAAAUGAAGAGGAUGUGAUUGGCGUCGAAGAAGCUCAGCCAGUUGGAAAAGGUAAAAAGAGGUACAAGACUACAGUUGGCCGAAGGACCAGCUCCAGGCUCAGUGCUAAGAACUAGUGUUGUCAAAUAGCGACGAUUGCAACGCCAUAGCAUAGUGGAGUUUGAUGAAUCUGCUAUUUUCCAACAAUGCUAUCCACUAUUUCACAUAGUGGGUUUUUGGUUGUAUGCUAUUGAUAACCUUGAUAUUUGGUAACUGUUUUCUUAGUUUGUGAAUUUGUGUUUGUGGGUAUCUACUGUCCUACGUUGCCUAAA
Molecule: messenger RNA, 1995 nt
Organism: Cicer arietinum (chickpea)
Lineage: Eukaryota; Viridiplantae; Streptophyta; Magnoliopsida; Fabales; Fabaceae
Source: RefSeq, a predicted model, not a curated record